Penicillium arizonense is the source of this 168-nucleotide messenger RNA. RefSeq lists its product as uncharacterized. The transcript has 2 exons. Bases 1 to 168 code for a protein of 55 amino acids. Lineage: Eukaryota; Fungi; Ascomycota; Eurotiomycetes; Eurotiales; Aspergillaceae. The record is from RefSeq and is a predicted model, not a curated record.
AUGGCUUACACACCAUUUCUGGCCCUGUCACUUCAAAUCAUGCAGCAUGUCCUGAAAUUCUGCAAACCAGGGCUGCGGGUCAACGACAGGACGCAUAAGCCCCAGACGUUCGUUGUGCACGAUGAGGAGCAGCCCAUCACCGACCUCGAAAACUGCUGUGGCGAGUAA